GCCUGUGUGAGAUAACACAAGAUCCACCAUGUCGCUCAAAGGCUAUUACGAAGCCUCGUUGUGUCCGCCGGCAGCAGACGAUGUGUUGGCGGCGGCGCCGGUGGCGAUAAAGUGGGACUGGGGGGAAGUCCUUCUUGACCACGCCGCUUACAUGGUUGAUAAGAAAAACCAUACUUCCGCCCGCUGUCGAUUCAGGAUGAACGUCCUGAACAGCAGGGAGGUGGAAAUGCGGGUCACCUUGUGCCUCGCCCCGCCGCCUCUCGUCUCCCAUUUCUGCUGCCACGCCCACUACACCGACGGCCACGGAGAAGAAGACACCUGCUUGUUCUGCGACGAGCCGUCCAUGUUCGCCAUGGAGGGUGAGCUUGCACUCAUCACCCUCUGCCACGGGGAAUUCCCCCCAUCCCCCAUAGACGACAACAAGAACUACUAUGAAUACUUGGUGUACCGGGCAGGGGAGGAGGAACUCACCCGGCUCCCGCACCCCGCCCCCGCGAUGUUGCCAAAUAGGAGAUCCCACUGCUUCAAUUCCACUGCGAUUGUUGUCGUGCCUUACAGCAGCAAAAUUUUCACCCAUACUCGCCCCCACAAAAUUUCUCAGGGUGAUGAUGCGUGUGAUGCCUACAAAAUCGCAGCGCUUGGCAAGGACUUUUUCCACGACUUUGCCAAUGGCCCACACUUCCUGUGCAUCUACGACUCCAAGACCCGGGCCUGGACCCGCAAGGCAGGUGCUGUUCCCCAGCCACUGCCGUCGCCAUCCGACUUUAUCUCCGACACGGCCAUCACCAUCGGCGGCUCCAGCGGCGGCAUCGUGGGCUGGGUCGACCUCUGGAGUGGCAUGCUGCUCUCCGACGUGCUAGCCGACGACACCCCCUUCCACCUGUUCCGCUAUGUCUCUCUUCCCAAGCCGAGGCAGCCGCCAAAUUGGCUCCCUCUUGCCGUCGACAUUGUAACCGCCUUUCGGGACAUUGUCCUUGUCAAAGAGACUGGCAUCAUCAGGUUCGUCGACCUUCAGGUCCAUGCAGAACCCGGCCCUUGCUCAGAAACCCCUAGUGGCUGGACGGUGGUCACAUGGACCCUGGAGGGGUUCCGUAGGGAUUCGGAAACCCUGGGUGAUAUGCGUUUCCGGCCGGAGCAUGAAGUCCAUUCUUGUGAUAUUGAAAACUACAAUUUGCCCCAAUCUGUCUUUGUUUCUUACCCCAUUCUCAGCUCCCACAAAGAUGGCAUCUUGUACCUCAGGACCACUGUCAGCAGCACAACCGACAGGAACUCGCGAGUUAUCGCUGAUGACAUCAAGAAUAAGAAGCUGCUGAAGGUGGGUGAAUUCGAUAUGCGAAGACCCAACACCUACAGGCGCACUACCAUCUCCAGCUAUCUCAAGCCCCCACGUACCGUACCAGCGCCUCCCCACUAUUAAUGAUAAAAGAUGCUAUGCCUUGCUCAAAUCCAUUCAGAGAUGUAGAUCAUGACAUGAAUUGUAGGUUUAUCAUCCGAUGUCAAUGUGGUGGUUAAUUAAAGACAGUUUCAAAGGAGACUAUGAAACGACCAGCUCCGGUGUCUCUCGGGUCCUCCUCGCAAGAGGCCGCAGAAGCAGCCUGCCUUCAUUAUGUCGGGGAUGCUGAAGGAGGUCAGGGUGAUGUCGGGGAUGCCAUAGUGCCAUGGACUGGACUCACAAUAGAUGAUUUGUUUGGGUAUGGCUGCCUUCGAGGUCAAUACCAUCAUUAUGGUUUCUUUGCUUUCAACCCAUGCCAGCCCACCAUCCGAGAACAUGGAGAGAGUGUCUGCUUGUGCUUCCUUGUUACUCCCUCUGUUCCAUAAUAUAAAAAUGUUUUUCACAUUACACCAAUGUCAAAAACGUUCUUAUACUAUGGGGACGGAGGGAGUAACUAGUAAGAAUCUGAAAAUGUUCUAGAAGAUUCAGUAGGAAUGUAUGAUGGAGGUCGAGGCUGGGAGACGAUUGUUACUCCCUCCAAUACAAAAUAAGUAUUUAUAGUUAUUUGGAGCUUCUACAUGUUUGCUCUACCAAUUACUAUUAUUAUUAUGUUCUAGUACAACCUGAUGUCCAUGGUUUGUAAUCCCCUACUUGUAUUUAUUUUUCUAUUAUUA
This is a messenger RNA of Triticum aestivum (bread wheat), 2106 nucleotides long. RefSeq lists its product as uncharacterized. Lineage: Eukaryota; Viridiplantae; Streptophyta; Magnoliopsida; Poales; Poaceae. The transcript is spliced from 2 exons. The record is from RefSeq and is a predicted model, not a curated record. Bases 29 to 1417 code for a protein of 462 amino acids.